Mizuhopecten yessoensis (Yesso scallop) is the source of this 522-nucleotide messenger RNA. Its product is annotated as beta-1,3-galactosyltransferase 1-like. Gene Ontology annotation, molecular function: hexosyltransferase activity. Gene Ontology annotation, cellular component: membrane. The coding region runs from base 1 to 522 and encodes 173 amino acids. The record is from RefSeq and is a predicted model, not a curated record. NCBI's taxonomy places the organism in Eukaryota, Metazoa, Mollusca, Bivalvia, Pectinida, Pectinidae. The transcript has a single exon.
AUGGUGUUUGUUAUGGGAGCGGUAGCGGAUAACCGCGUAAUGGAGAAAGUGAAAAUGGAGCAUGCGCAUUACGGAGACAUUUUGCAGGAAGAUUUCGUGGAUUUCUACCGGAACUUGACACACAAGGGCAUUGCAGCACUGAACUGGGUUUCUAGCUACUGCUAUAAUACCACAUAUGCCCUUAAGACAGACGACGACAUUAUGGUUAAUAUAUUCAAAUUAGUGUCCAAACUGACCUCUGACAUUGAGAAUCGUCUUGGCAAAAAAGAUUUGAUACUGAGUAACCAAUGGUUACGCAUGAAGGUUCUUCGAGACAAGAAAAGCAAAUUGUACAUUCCAAAGGAGGAUUUUGAGCCAAAUUAUUUCUCGCCAUAUUGUUCAGGAUCGGCAUUUAUUCUAAGCAUUGACGUUAUUAGGCGGAUGUCGGUUGUUGCGAAAUGCGUGCCAUUUUUCUUGGUAGAUGAUUAUUACAUCACAGGCAUGCUAGCGAAAAAAGUAGAUUUGACUCCAAAAAACGUCUAA